Protopolystoma xenopodis is the source of this 408-nucleotide messenger RNA. The record is from the annotation of a GenBank genome assembly. Lineage: Eukaryota; Metazoa; Platyhelminthes; Monogenea; Polystomatidea; Polystomatidae.
AUGGGCGAAAUGACGGUGAAAGCAAAGGAAGAAAACAAACGCACUUUGUCUGUGGUCCGACGACGGUUCGAGGACAAACUCGCACCGUUGCCCAGAUUGUGGAAGGCCUCUUUAUCUCUCGACACAUUGUCUGGUAGGCAGAGUGAGGAGGUUGAGAGGCAAGUGCCUCCUUUCUGGCCGCAACCCGUCGGAAAAGUCCCAUUAUUAUUUCUUUUUGCCACUCGAGUUAAAGGGUCAAAAGGCACUUCAAUUCAUACCACAUUUGGUACCAAACUUCACUUCCAUGCCUCUGCUUGGCCAGUUUCUGUCCGCCCAUUCGACAGUCUGCCGGGUUACACACUCUCUCAGAGGAGAGAAGCCAAGAGUGGAGUGAAUAGAAUGGAUGACAGAAGAGAAGAGAUACGAUAA